AUGAAUGUAAUUUAUAAAAAAAUAAACGAUCACAAAAGGAGUCAAAUGUUGCCCUCAGCGAGGAAAGCUGGAAAAAAGCGGCAGCAGGAUACCCUUUGCAAACUCCUUGCCGAAACUAAGUAUCAAGUCUUCAACAUCACAAAUGCGGCAAAUACCUUUUAUGAUACAGGUAACAGAGUAUUAUUUCGCACAGUGUGGAUAAAAUUUGCAAGAAUGAUAACUACACAGUAUAAUAUUCAAAAUACAAGACGUCUUGCUGAAUUAUCUCGGGCUUAUGAUACAAUAUUUGAAUCAAGACUUCGGAAAGCAACAUAUUUCUGGAGAUACAGAAUGAAAUGGAAAGUAAUGAUACGAGAAGCAAUCAUUCAAGAUAUCAAAACGCAAAUUGAGUUUGGAAUUCCAGAAAUUCAACAAGAAAGAAGGGAAGAACGUGCUGAAAAAUGGAAUAAAUUUGCUAAUGCCUUACUCAGAAAUGAUAGAAACGACAAACUCAUCGAUGCUGCAAACGAAAACGCAAAUGAAAAAUUACUUAAAAAUUCAUUCGAAGAUUGGAAGGCUGCAUUACAGAAACGUCGCACUGUCAGACAAGCCAGAAGGACGAAAUGGAUGUCAUUAUGCGAUGCUUACAACCAUUUCGUUCAAAUGGAAGUUUUCAACCAAAUUGUCAACAGAAGAACAAGAAAUGAGAAGUGGAUUGAUUUUGCAAAUCGUAUUGCUCACAAACAGCUUAUUGAUGAUCUUACAACUGAAUAUAACAGACUCAAGUUAUCGAAUAUGUUCUAUAAUAUGGCUGUUGAUUAUCUUUACAAGAAGCAGAAGGACACAAUUAUUGCAGAGCACUCGAGAUUUGUUAAUAAGCGCUUAUGGAAAGGCUUAAUUCGUGAAACAAUUGCACUCGCUCAUUCAAAUUCACUAAAACAAGCAAAGAACAGACUUGACUUAGCAGACAAAUUCUCUAAACUUGCUGCAGGAGUCUUAAGAGCUUCAUCAAUUGCAGCCUGCAACGCUGAAAAAGAAAAAUUAGAUAAUAAGUAUGCAGAUCAAAGAAAAGAAGAGCUUGUUAAGAGUUGCUUCUACUAUUGGCGUGAUAAGCAGAUCCCAAGAACCUUCACAACCAAUCAAUUGCAGUCAAUCUUUGAGAAUUUCAUGAAAUUAUAUGAAGAAACAACCCAAAACAACGCUGCAAGGACUAUCCAAGACUUCUGGAGAGAGCAAUCAGACAGAAUAGAGCGAAAACACAACUUAAUUAGAGUGUAUUUCACGAAAUGGCUGAACAAACAACAGAAUUUGGUCCGAAAUUCUAUUGUUUUCCCUCCAAUGACUCUCAAAUUGCAGCAAGGCAUAAACUACGAUGUUGCAAACUUCCAAAAUGUCCCAGAUUUGUCUCAUUUCGAGUCAUUGGAUUUGAUGGACUUUUUCAAAGAAACCGCCAUCGAAAAGAAAGUUGCUUCUGCAGCUCAAAAUGCCGUUGACAUCAUCCAAAUCAAGGAUUUCAAUCCGACCAAAUAUAUCGACGAUAGAAUGCCACAUUUAUUUGACAUUUCACCUGAAUCUUGUUUCAUUUCAUCCAAAAAUGAACAAAAUCUCAAAUUCGCAAAUUAUUUGGUUUACAACGUCAAUUUUCCAGAUGAAAAACCGUUAACCGUUUUGUCAGAAAAUGUCAAUAAAAACUCUUUGAGUUUUGAUGGUUUGGAGUUGGUAGAAAAGCCAAAAGUAUCAGAAGAUUUCAUAGAAGAAAUUGCAGAAGAAGCUGCUUAUUCUUCUCAAAAAUUCGAAAACAAUUUUGUCGAAAAAUCGGAAAAAUUGAAUUUAAUGUCGAAUUUGAGGAAAGUUUCAGAAAUCGACCAAUUAAAUUCAUACGACAAAAACGAUAUUUUCGAUCUCUCAAAAGUUUUCGAUCUUCAUAGUUUACAAUUUACAAAAAGUGACAAAUUACUUGACACUUUUGGGAAAAUUGAUUUUGAGUAUAAUGUUGAAGAUGUCGAAGAUGUUGUUGAUGAUAUUGACUUUACACAGAUUGUUCCAUUGUUUAAUACUCCUGUUUCAAGGAAAUUACAAUGUAUUCCAUGUUUCUCGAAGUCAGAAGAUCUCGAACAAACAAUUGACGAAAAUGAAUUGGCAGAUUUGGUCAGAGAGAAGUUUGAUCUUGAGAUUUACGUAAAAGAAGCUUCACAAAUGACAAAAGAAACAAAUGAUUAUAUUUUGAGAUUAGAAAAAGAGCCAAUAAUUGUUUAUGAUAAGACAAUUGAAUCCGCUGUGACUAAUUAUCUUGAUUUGGAUUUGGUUUACGAUUUCCUUGAAUUUUCUAAAGUAGAACCGAUAGAAAACGUGACAGAAGUUGGUGAUUUAAUAGAUAUGAAUGUUGAAAUUGAUGAAAAUAGGUUAGAAAAUGAGAUUCUUAAAGUCAUUUCUUCAGAUACAUUUAAGUUUGAUGUCAAACCAAUAGAAAACAUCAAACAAAUCGAAGAAUUAAAACAAAAAGAAGAUAUUCCUCAUUAUGACAUUAAUUUUGAUUUUGAUGAUAUUUACCAUGAAAAGAAUGCUUUUUAUUAUUUGACAUCUAAUGAUAAUUUAUCUCUUGAUAUAAUGGGUGUUGACAAAUUAAUAUCAAAGGAAUUUUCUGUUGAUUGGCCAUUCUUAUUAGUUCCUUAUUAUAAGUUAAUCAAGAACUUUGCUCCUCCAGAAAUAAUUGAAACAAAAUAUGAUGUCAAAUUUCAACCAAAAAGUGACUUUUCUAAUUUCGAAAAAUCUGAUAUUGAAAAACCAUUAGAUAAUCUUCAAACAAUAGGAUCACUUGAUUACUUAAUACAGGCAAUAUUAAAUGAGAAACAAAAAGAUCCAAAUAAUGUAGCAAUUGAUGUUAAUUUUGAUUUACAAAAUGUCAUGAAAACAAAUAUUUCUUCUCUUAAUUCUUAUAUUAGAGAAGAAAUUCCAAGUGAAGAAGAACAAAUUUCUAAAGUUGUUUCACCACAGUUUUGUAACCAAAAUAUCAACAUUGAUUUUACAAAAUUAUUCACAUCACUUAUUAAUAUUUGUUCAAUUUCUGUUCCAGAAAACAUCAACAUUCCAUUUGAUUUCGAUUUCAACUUUGAAAAACUGAAAUUAUUUGAUAAUAAUUUGCAAAAUGUGACAAAAAUUGAAAUCCCUCAAAAUCAAAACGAAAUCAAAGAAUUAUCAAAGUCUUAUUUAGUUGAUUUUCCAGUUGUUCCAUUUAAUAUUAAUUUAUCAAAUCUAUAUCGAUUCUGCAUUGUUAAUCAAGACACAUUAUUAUGUUCAUUCAGUAUUCCUCUUGACAUUUUGGAUAAAUUUGUUUGCAUCAAUGAUUUCACAUCAAAGCUUGAAAAUAUUUCUAAGAUUUCUAUUCCUAUUAAAGAUUUCAAUGAGAAUUGCAUCGAAAGUGAUGAAUUACAACUUAAUUUCAAUAUUGAUGUUGAAUCACUUAAAUAUAUCACAUUCAAUGAACCUCUUCCAGAGAGAGACAUCAUGAUGAAAGAUCUUCCUCUUGAAGGUGUAAUUGAAGAUGUUGUUAAUAAUGUUUUCGAACACUUUGUUUUGCCAGAGCUGAGAGUUGACGAAGGAAUUGACAUUUUAUCAGUUAUUUCUGAUGAUUUGGAUGAAGCAUUUUAUGAAUCUGUUUCAUAUGCAAUCAAACAAACAGAAAAUGAUAAAGAUGAAGAAGAAUACGAUGAAGAAGCCAAUGAUAUUUCAAAGAGAAUGUUUGACCAACUUUCUAAAGAAAUCUUAAGUAAACUUGAAGAGAAACAAGAAGAAAACUACAGAGAUGAUUUCAAGGAUUUGAUCGACGAAGCACAUGAAAAUGCUGUUACUUUCGCAUUGAAACAAAUUUCUAAUGAUCAAGAACCUGAAGAAGAAGAAAAUGACGAAAUCAUUGAUUCCAUGUUUGCUGAUGUUUAUAAAGAAUUCACAACCAAGAAAUUCGAAGAAGAAAUCGAUAUUUCUCCUAUUUCAAGAGAUUUGGACGAAGCAUUCAAGACAUCAAUUACUUUUGCAUUGAAACCAGAAGAGAAAGAAGAACAGAGAGAAGAAGAAAAGAUUUCAUUGGAAGAACUUGAAAAGAGUUUGGACAAACAAGUUGCAAUUUGUGUUAUUAAACUUGUUCUUCGUAAUCAUAAAGCAUUGGGUGCUUUAUCAGAUGGUUUGGAACAGCCAUUACCAUUCGAAAGAGUUGAAUCAGAACAACAACCACCAAAUAACUUCGAAAUCGAAGAAGAUUUCGAUUCAGUUAUUUCAUCUGUUGUUAAUAAAUGCAUCGAAACAAAUGAAGAAGCAAUUGAACAAUUAUCUAGAUCAUUACCAGAUACAAUUGCUAAACAAGAAGAUCAACAACCAUUAGUUGAUCCUAAGAAGACAUAUUUCAGCAAUUUGUUCAACGAAAUUAUCACACAAAUUGCAGCAGGAUCAGUUGAAGAAAUAUUCAAUUCUAUUGAUGUAUUAGAUUACAAACCCAAGAAAGAAAAGUCAACACAUGCAAGUAGAAGAUCAUCCAAAGCUAAAGCACCACAUAAAGAAGAAGAAAUCAAUAUUGAUGAAAUCAAAGAAAGUCUUGAUAAGGUUGUUGCAGAAACAUCACAAAAUUCAGUUCAAAAACACUUUGAAAUCGAAUUCCCUUCAUUUGAAGAUGAAGAUAAAUCUAAAGCUAAAGGAGAAACAAUUUCAUUUGAACCAAAUGAUUUCGUAGGUUUGCUUGAUUCUUGUUUGUCUAAAUCAAUUGAAAAGGCACUUAAAAUUGAUAUCGAAUUUGGCGAAAACGAAACUAAAGAAGAAAUUGAAGAAGAGGAAGAAGCUCCGAAUGUUGAAUCUGUUCAACGAUCUCGAGACAUUGAUUUCGGCGAAGAACAGCAAGUCACUGAAGAAAAGAAGAUUGAAUUCACAAACAAUGACUUCGAUAAAUUGUUUGAUGAUGCUCUUGUUAAAUCAGUUAAUUUCGCUACAGAAAAAGUUAAAGAAAUCGAAAUUAUUCCAAGUGAAGAAGUCAAAGAAGAAGAGCAAGGAGAUAAAGGAAUUGAUAUUGAAAAGGAUCUCCAAAAUGCUAUUGAAGAAGUCGAGAAAUCCGCUAUUAAAUCAACAUUUGAAGCUAUUUCUUCACUUUCAGAACUAAUCCCAGAACAGAAAGAAGAAAAAGCAGAAGGAUAUGAUUUAUUCAAAGAUUUCGAUGAAGAAAUCAAGAAAUCAUCUGAAAACGCUGUUAUUAAGAACUUUGAAUCCAUCUCCGAAUUAUUCUAUCAAAUUCCAGAUUAUCAAGAAAAGCCAGUUGAAGAAAAACCAGAAGAAAAAGAAGAAUUUAGUGUUAAUAAAGAAGUUGUUCCAUUCAUCAUGAAUUCUAUUGAUGAAACAGUUGUUUGUACUAGUUCUGAAAUAUGUCAUAGACAAAUUGAUUCAUUGUAUGAUAUGUAUUACACAAUCAAACCAAAGAAAGAGAAAACUCAUCACCACAAAUCAGAAAAACCUGUUUCCGAGAAGAAACCUGAAGAAAUUCCACAAGAAAACAACACUAAAGCCGAAGAAGAGAAACCAGAUUACGAAUUCGAUAAAGCUAUCGAAGAUGUUGUUUCGCAAUCAGUUCAAUCAGCCAUUUCUCGUGAAUACUGUUCUAUCAUCGAUGAAGAAAAAGAAGAAAAACCAGCUAAAGAAGAAGUUAAAGAACCAGAAGUUGAAAUUGACUUUGAUAAAACAAUUGAAGAAUUUGUUCAAGAAUCAGUUUGUAAGUUAUUCGAAAUUGAGUUUUGUUUUAAUGGAGAACCUGAACAAGAAAAGAAAGAAACUCCACUUGAUGUUUCCAAAGAAAUCAGUCAACUUCUUGACAAUACUUUGUCUAAAUCUAUUCAAUAUUCACUUGAAAGAUGCAAAGAACUCGAUACUGUUGUUGAAGAAACACCUGAAGAAGAAGAGAAUGAAGAAUUUGAAGAUAAAGAAGAAUCAUCUGAAUCAUCAGAAAUUGAUGAAACAGAAAUUAGUCAAAAGAUGUUUGAUGAUGUUUGUAAAUCAUUAAUCGAAACCAAACUCGAAGAAAAACCAGAGGAAAUCGAUGUCAUUCCAGAAUAUUCUAAGUUGUUUGAUGAAUCACUUUCUAAAUCAAUUGUUUUCGCAUUGAAACCAAAAGAAGAAGAAAUCAAUGUCAUUCCAGACAUCUCAAAACUUUUGGACAAUGCAUUCAAGACAUCAAUUGCAUACGCUGCGGUUCCUCAUAAUGAAGUCAAACCUCCAAAGAAGGAAAAUAAACCAAUUUCUCCACAAGGAUCUCCUAGAUCAAAAUCAAUUAAAUUGACCGAAUUAAAUGUCUCAUUUGAUCAUGUUUUACAUGAUUUGUUACAAACAUUCAUCCAGAGCGAAGUCACAGCAAUCAAUGAUUUAAUUGAUGAUUACAUUGCAUCUUCAGGAACAGAAGUUCCAGAAUCACCUCUCAAACAAGCAUAUUCUAUUGACAAAUUCUUCCGUGAUGUUUCACGACCAGGUUUCGAACCACCAGGAAUGGAUCGAGCUAAAGUUCUUGAACAACUUUAUGAUUUCAUCGAAAACGAGUUUGAUCAAAUUAUUUGUACAAGUUCGUUAUCAGCUAUCAACCAAACACAAGAAGGCAUCAAUGAAAUGAUCCACAAUCUUAAAGAUAAAUCAACAGAAAAGCAUCAUUCUCAUCAUCACAAAGAUAAAGCAACAAAAGAAAAACCAUCCAAGAAAUCAGUUGAACCUCCAAAAUCAGAAAACAAUUUAGCACCAAAACCAAGGAAUUCUAAUGCUCCUAAAUAUGAUUUAUCUCAACUUUCUAAAUCGAUUGAUGAAUCUAUUGAAGAUGUUUCUAAACCUAUUGUUCCAGAUAUAUUAACUCGUGAUUAUAACAUGACUUCCGAAAGAGAUGAUUCAAAAGAAAAUAUUUCAAGAAACUUGAAACCAAGAACCGUUGAAAGUAUUGAAGAAGAAACACCUGAUCAUAUGAAUGAAAUUCGAAAAUCACUUGAUCGAGCAAUUGAAGAUGUUUCAAAGAAUUGUGUUGAAUCAAAUCUCGACAUCUCUUUGUAA
Molecule: messenger RNA, 7035 nt
Organism: Trichomonas vaginalis G3
Lineage: Eukaryota; Parabasalia; Trichomonadida; Trichomonadidae
Exons: 1
Coding region: 1-7035 (2344 amino acids)
Source: RefSeq, a predicted model, not a curated record